Messenger RNA from Tilletiaria anomala UBC 951, 492 nucleotides. RefSeq lists its product as uncharacterized. The transcript has 2 exons. The record is from RefSeq and is a predicted model, not a curated record. Lineage: Eukaryota; Fungi; Basidiomycota; Exobasidiomycetes; Georgefischeriales; Tilletiariaceae. Bases 92 to 253 code for a protein of 53 amino acids.
CUGCUUCAUUGCAACGGUUGCGCCAGAUUAGAUUGGUACACAGAUACGCAACUUCGCGUGCACUUGCAUCUACAAGCUGUCAACUUGUCUUAUGUUUGCGUAUGGUUGCAAGCCUGGCACCAGCCACCACGCCAGGAAGACGCGCGCCUUAGUCGAUCUACUGGUGCUUGUUGAAUUUCACCAUCUUUCGCCGACCGCCGUGAGUAACAUUCUGGAUCGUCACACGGUGGGCUUGAAGAAAUGGUAUUCGUAGCCAGCAGCGACCCGUUCUAAUCACGACAACGCUCCACGUUUUCGCCUUUGAUGAGGUAUUCAGCCUUGCAUCACUCAGCGCGAAGACCUCGAGAAUAUCAGGAUUAUACCAAAGCCAGCGCGCCAUUGUUAUUGAUUACCGCCUCGAAUGGGGUAAGAAUCAGCAAUGCAGCUAUGGCGAAGUGCGUAGAAGAAGAAGGCUUGUGCCUUGGGAGGAAACGUGGGUCACUAUUGUUCGGC